GUGGGAUAAAGUCAUCGUGCCCCUCCUCCGCCUUCGGAUCUUAAUCUCUUAGGCUUCUAUUCCUCCAACCCCGCCACACCCUUUUGAGACAGACAGGACAACAUCUUCAAGCCCACUGAUUACACGAUGUCGGCCAAGGUUCCCAGGAACUUCAGAUUGCUCGAAGAGCUUGAAAAGGGCGAGAAGGGCCUGGGUGCAGAGGCGUGCUCCUAUGGUCUAGAUGAUGGCGAAGAUAUGAUGAUGAGUAACUGGAAUGGAACUAUUUUGGGCCCUCCCCAUAGCGUCCAUGAGAACAGAAUCUACAGUGUCAAGAUUCACUGCGGUCCCGACUACCCUGACAACCCUCCUACCAUCCAAUUUAUCUCCCGCGUCAACCUGCCAUGCGUUGAUCCUCACACCGGCAAGGUUGAUCCCACCAAACUGCCCUGUCUGGCCCAGUGGAAGCGCGAAUUUACCAUGGAGACCAUUCUGCUCGAGAUCAGACGGUAUAUGGCUCUUCCCCAGCACAAGAAGCUUCCCCAGCCCCCGGAGGGCUCCAACUUCUAAAUGAUGUGAUGUGUGAAAUGACUGGGGGACCGAAUGAGGAGUAUUCUGGCUGGUUUUGCGCAUGAGGUUCGUUUCGCGUCUUCUUUAGUUUUACUCAUUAGAGCGUGUAUAGUCUAUGCAUAACGGCGGGCAUGGCGUGGUGUCAAUCGAAGCCUAGUUGCAAUCUUCAGUCUUCCUAGAAGGAGCUAUCGG
This is a messenger RNA of Aspergillus saccharolyticus JOP 1030-1, 738 nucleotides long. Its product is annotated as E2 ubiquitin-conjugating protein MMS2. The transcript is spliced from 5 exons. The record is from RefSeq and is a predicted model, not a curated record. Gene Ontology annotation, cellular component: nucleus. Lineage: Eukaryota; Fungi; Ascomycota; Eurotiomycetes; Eurotiales; Aspergillaceae. The coding region runs from base 127 to 546 and encodes 139 amino acids. Gene Ontology annotation, biological process: protein K63-linked ubiquitination; DNA damage tolerance.